Molecule: messenger RNA, 1582 nt
Organism: Otolemur garnettii (small-eared galago)
Lineage: Eukaryota; Metazoa; Chordata; Mammalia; Primates; Galagidae
Gene: CUNH10orf105
Product: chromosome unknown C10orf105 homolog
Exons: 1
Coding region: 104-505 (133 amino acids)
Source: RefSeq, a predicted model, not a curated record
UAGUACCAGCUCCAUCAAUGCUCCCAGGAGUCUCUCCUCACUCCCUUACCCCAGGUCCAGCUGACCUGCUCUGAGCUUCUGUCCUGUUGCUGUUGCAGGAGCCAUGAGCACAGAGGGCCCCAGCCUCACCAGCUCCCCGGCCACCAAGCCCCUCACCUUCCUUUCAGCCCUGGUCACUCCAGGGCCCCCUGCACAGGCAGCUGACCCCCUCCCGGUGCUCAUUGCCCUGGCCUGCAUCUUUCUCCUGCUGGCCACCUGUCUGCUGUUCAUGAUGCUCUGCAAGCCGGCUGCGCUGGACCCGAGCCGCCGCAGGGCUCGAGAGUGCAUGCCCCACCACCCUGGGAGCCCCAGCGAGCCCCAGCUCCGGCUCUGGAAGCGCCUGGGCUCCCUGCGCCGCUCCCUGCACAGCUUCCGUCGCGGCAGGCCUGCUGCCCCUCGACGCCCCCUGCCGGGCUAUGAUGACAACCACAGUGACUAUGACUACAUGGAAUCUACCAAGAUGUGACAGGUGUCCACACACCACCCCCCUCCCCAGGUCCACCUGCAGAUCCUCCUGCCUCAGAUGGAGCCUGCCACUGUAGGCAGGCAAUGGCCCAAGCAAUCUGGGCCACACACUCACCCCUAGUGGCUUCCUGUAUGUCUAGGCCAGUGCCCUUUCCCAGAGAGGGCCUCCUGAAGAGUACCUUCCUCUCUGUAGACCCCCUAGCUGCUGCUUGCUAAAAGAUCCCUGGACCAAGGGAUGAGCACCCAUAGCUAUCUGGACCCUGAGAAUCUGUAUCCUGAGAAUCCACAGGAUACAACCUGGGGCUCCUUAGGGCCCCUUUCUGGCAACCAGGCAUCAACCACCUCCUGGAAGCAGCGUACCUGCUCCCCAAGAAGCCCUGCCUUUCCUCCAGGUGCCAAAGCCCAGCCAGAGGAGUUGCCAGUGGCCACAGGUUUCCUUCAGCCAAGUGGAACACUCAGCCUAUCCUGAGAGCAAGGUACUGUCCUACUGCCUAUGCUGACUCAUGCUCAAGCCAAGAGGGAACCCCUGGACUUCUCUCCUUGGACUUGCUGAGCACUGCCAGCAUCUUCCUGGUAAUGCAUGGGAGCCACCACCAUGGUCCUGAUGGAUUAGAUACCUGGAUGCCAGUGAGGAGCAGGGGCAAGAAGGAAGCCACCAGAUCACAACCUUGGCAGCAGGAUUGAUGGGCCCCCUUCAAGGUGUCCAUGGCAGGAUCUGUCAGGAAGGGGCUGAGGAUGGGUUAAGAGGCUGGUUUCAGAGGCCAGAGCUGGUGCUAUGACAGAGUGGCAAGAGGCAGGGCACUGCCAGCAGCUGGAAGGGAUGCCAGCUGGGCUCUGAAGACACAUCACAGAGGCUCCAUGCCUCAACCCAAGGGGUGGGAUGGCUCAGAACGCUCCAGGACACCUGUAGGAACUUAAACCUAGACCACACUGGGUAUGCUGUGUUUUUGGUGAUUGCUUCACUGACUGGCUACCUAUCAAAGCAAUCUCAUCCCCAGGUGGAUUUCUCAGAGUCCCAAACCUUCAUCUCUUCUCCGAAGUCCAGGGUUAAAUGCUUUCAUUGGGUCCCAGAUUUGCA